AUGUCGAAUUUCUCAAUGCAGCUGGGCAAUUCACCCUGGAGGUCCUUCACGCGCAAGGAUUCUCUUCGGCGGGUCGCGGUCGUCGGCCAGUUGACGGCCCGAUUCGUGUGGAGAGAGCAGUACGGUCAGCGUAUGGAGGCCCAAAGCUUCGAGCUCUCCUUGGGCGGAGAGGGCCAUUACUUAAUGAUCACCGUCUCGCAGGCGUCUCAUCAGGCCUUAAAUCUCGAUAUGUCGGGCAUGCGCCGCUUAGGAUACUCGAGGUUCGGGGGCGUACUGGGCACCGAGGGACACUUGCCUUCGAUAGAAGAACCCACCCUCGAGUGCAUGGCGUCCACAGGACCUUUCGAUGCGGACAUCAGCCACAGGCAGCAGCCGAUAGUGGCACUGCCCGAGCGCGCAUCCACUGUGAGAGUGUCGUGGGACUGA
Molecule: messenger RNA, 426 nt
Organism: Prorocentrum cordatum
Lineage: Eukaryota; Dinophyceae; Prorocentrales; Prorocentraceae
Source: the annotation of a GenBank genome assembly